This is a messenger RNA of Recurvomyces mirabilis, 822 nucleotides long. RefSeq lists its product as uncharacterized. Bases 1 to 822 code for a protein of 273 amino acids. The transcript has a single exon. Lineage: Eukaryota; Fungi; Ascomycota; Dothideomycetes; Mycosphaerellales; Teratosphaeriaceae. The record is from RefSeq and is a predicted model, not a curated record.
AUGGCCUACACUCAAAAACAAGACGCCGACCAAAUGGGGCUUUCGGCAGACGCAAAUUCAGCAGGGCAAUCUCAGGACCAACCUCAUCUGGCCUUGAUCAUGGGCAUGUACAACCUGUAUACGACUCUAGUCUCGAUGGGCUAUCUUCACCAAGACGAGGCAGCUUGGCCACCCCAGACCUCACGAUUAAUCGCAAGAGACUGGCUGAACCACGGACUAAGCCAGGAAGUAAUCGAUGUGCUGAGACUUUUGCCUAUCAUCGACUCCUUAAAUUUGACAUCUGACCAGCUCGUAAUUCUACCGGGCGCAUCACCUCCAGAUUCGAUCGGAAUGUGGUCACAGGCAAGUGAUUCAGGCACUGGGCAGCUUAGCACAGUCCCAAUCGUAUGGGAACCAGCCCAGCAGGUCCUGGACGGCUGGGCCAAUCAGUUGCGGAAUCUCACAUGGAUACCAGACCGUUCAGCAGACCAGGGUCCUAUCCUAGCGCUAGCUGGCAUAGAAGCUAUGCCAUCUGGGUCACGAGGUGCCGCUACUCAGCCAUUUUAUCGACAGCAGACUCUACUCAACGUCUUCCACGCACGACGGCGGAUAUACCGGGAGCGUGGCUGGCCGACGGAACAGUUUCGUAGAGACGACUGUCGGGCAGCGCUGGCGAACUUCAACACACGGCUGGAGACGCUCGAGAAGAGUGUCAACGCGGCGUUGCAUCCCUCGAUGGAGCCAUAUCUAUAUUACCCGGAAGUGCAGGCUGAGCCAGCCGGGCAGUACACUGCAUUUCUAGAAGACGCAGCUGGAGAUGAAGCAGACAGAGGGAUCGCAUAG